AUGAGCCAAAUCAGCCAAAAGAGCAUGAUGUGGCAAGCCAGCAAGAGCUGGAGCAUGCUUGCAGACACCCUUGGCGAGCUUUCCGAACCAGACACGGUGAGCAAGCUCCUCAGCAACACCACCAACGACAUGGAAGAAGCCCUCAGAUCCAUCAACGAAGGAAACGUGGAACAAAACAAGACCACCUUUCUUGCAGUGAGAGAAAGCCAAAACUUCCUUGACGGCCUUGCCCUCAGGCAAAGCCCAGGAGAAGUGAGCACCGCACUUGAGACCAUCGAAUUCACCAUUAGGAACAAAGUGAGCAACAUGGGCACCAUGGUGGACACCCUUGACGAGAGCACCGGCACCAUGGAGGCCAGCGAAGCCAAGGUCGGCAGCGCCAAAGUCAACGAAAGCAGCGGAGACAGCGAAGACGCUGACAGCAGAGAUCAAAGCAACAAUAGCGUUCAUUGUGUACUUAGUAUCGGUCCUCUGUGGUCUCACUCCAGCAUUGAUACUUCACCUACUGUUAGAAAUCUCAGUGAUGGAUCUCAUUAG
Messenger RNA from Theileria equi strain WA, 537 nucleotides. RefSeq lists its product as hypothetical. The record is from RefSeq and is a predicted model, not a curated record. The transcript has a single exon. Lineage: Eukaryota; Apicomplexa; Aconoidasida; Piroplasmida; Theileriidae. The coding region runs from base 1 to 537 and encodes 178 amino acids.